AUAAAUAUCCCAUCUUUCAAAUAAUAAUAAUAUAAAGACCUUAGUAACAAUAAUAACAGUCAUAGAAAACCAAAGGGUGUGGUAGAGCAGAGCGCCAAGCCACCAGUGGCAGCGGCAACCCAGAAUAUAGGAGCAGCUUCAUAUUCGACUUUCACUUCCAUCAACCCUAAAGUCUCAGCCUUUCUUCUUCAUUCUAAGGGAAAGUUUCCUAAACUGGUGUAACAUUUAUUGAGCUGAAUGGGUCGUACUUCAACAAGGAGAAGGGCUGCGAAGGGAAAGAGUGUCCGAUUUGAGAGUGCAUCUAGUCAGGAAUGUAGUGAUGAAAACAAUGAUGUUAGGCUGCAGAAGCGACCAAAGAGAAGUUGCACCAAUCGCCAAAGAAUUAACCAAAACUCUCACAGCAGCGCAACGAUGGCUCGGUUAGGGAGCUUAGGAUCUCAUGAUAAUAAUAACUGUGAUUUGAGGUCAGAGAGGCGAUUGAGGAGAAAGAGAACAAAUAAACAAUGUUACAAGCCAAAAUCUCGCAGCAAGGCUUCAAAGGCAACAAAAAAGAACAUAACUGGAGAAAAAUCAGAGCUUUUGAAACCUCUGAGUUUUUCAAACAUUAGAAGUAAGCAUGGUGAUUAUGAUCAUAUUGAUAAUGAUAAUGAUGUUGUUGCUCUGUCUGAUGAAGAGGACGUGUAUGAUCCUGUGCAUAUCAAGUUCUUACAAUGUUUGAGGCGAAAUGGAAACUCAUAUUCAGCUGAGUUUGUUGAUGAGAUUGGUGUGACUAAGCUAAUCGACUAUGACAUAGAAGAGGACGUGCGCCCUAGUAUGAGAUUUGGCUUUGAAAAUCAACUUCUGCCUUUUGACGAAGAUGAUUCAAAAGAUGUUGAUGAAGAUGCUUUACAAGAUGUGCAUUCUAAUUUGAAACAUGGUUUAGAUGCUGAUUGCGAACUGGAAGAUGAUGAAAUUUUGUAUCUCAGAUAUCUGGAUGGUAUUGAAGAUGAUGAGAAUACAACACCAAAGAAAUCUAAAAAAGUUGAGGAGAUUCAACUUGGGAACGAAUCCAACCUAGAAGAUGAAAGUGAUGAUAUAUGUCAAGACUAUCGCACUUUUCUGGAUUACCUGGAAAAAAAAGAUGAAGAAACCAUGUUUGAGGAUGAUGAUGAUGUGCAAAUACUUACAACGGAUGAGAACCCUCGUGACGUAAUAGAUGUAGACAACUCUACUUUGGCUAAAGAUGGCAACAGAAGUCAAUCCCAAUCCCGGUUUAGGAAGGAGCUCUUGGAAAUAUUGAGAAGCCCUUAUAACCCACAACAGCGUAAAGAGCUUUGGGACGAAGUAUCUGAUCGCAAGCCCAAAGUUAAAGACAGACAGUUGCGGAACAGAACAAAAUCAUGUCGUUUGAAAAACAGCCCUGGACAAUCGUAUCUUGAUCAACAUAAAGAUUUUGCAGAUCAGAUAGAGCUAGCCAAGAAUGAUGAUCUUAAAACUCUAAAUCUCUUAAGGGGAUUCUUUUACUGGUUGAAGAAUUUGCCGCAUGGAAUGUUACCCCCUUGGAAAGAUCCAUCCUUAUUGGAAGUGUGAAACUCACCUGAAGAUCGUCCAACACAGUUCUUACUCGGUUCAAGCUUUAAUUAAUGCAGUAGAAGUAGGCUGUGAUUAACAUAUAGCUUUUUUUAGUGACAAAAUUAUGCUAGUUUCAUAUUAUAGCAUGGUUUAGAACAGAUUGAUCUAACUUUGGCUAGUUUCCUCUUGUCAAUCUCUUUUGGGCAAUAUGAAAAAGAAAAUUGUAAAUUUGUAAUUAUGUGGAGGUAAAAUCUUAUGUGGGCGGAAUAUAUAUAAUGUUUACACUGUUUCUGACAAGAAAAUUUUAACUGCAAGAAACACAGGUUUGCAAAAUAUGAAGAACCUUGAAACCUUUCCCAUUCACAUGUGCUUCAACAGUUUCAUCAAAAUUGCAUUUGGGAAAGGAGCCACUACUUUGUUCAUCAUUGUUAAUUUUCUUUUUACAAAUUGGCUUAUUGCUAUUUAUAUUUUUUUGUGUUCAUCUUACUCAUU
Messenger RNA from Cannabis sativa, 2043 nucleotides. RefSeq lists its product as uncharacterized. NCBI's taxonomy places the organism in Eukaryota, Viridiplantae, Streptophyta, Magnoliopsida, Rosales, Cannabaceae. The transcript is spliced from 5 exons. The coding region runs from base 238 to 1569 and encodes 443 amino acids. The record is from RefSeq and is a predicted model, not a curated record.